AAGACCAGAAGACGAAGUAGGACGCUAACCUCUUCUGACAGGACGUGUAGCAACAACCCAGUUUCAGUUCUUCUUGAUGAAGAUAUUUAUAAGAUGUAGCGAGCAUUCUAUGGUAUAAUUGUACAACGGGAGUGAAGCAUAACAAAGAAAAUGGCUGUUGUUCUAGAAGGAAACGAUUCAGGUACCAAGGACUGCAGCGGGCAUUUAAGCGCUAGUAACACGUGGCCCGCGUUGUCACGGUAUGCCUAUGCGUGGCCAUUCUUAGUGCUUCUUCUUGCUAAGCUAGUCUGUGCGACGCUUGCAUUGCCUUUAUUUUUGGCUGCGGUAGUUUCCUGGGCUCUGGAGCUUAACCCGUUCCGCGACUUUUGGAUUUGUUGUUUCUCAUCAAUAUCUGGAGGACGCGAAGUAGAUAGGAACAGGACAUCGCCAAGCAAGAAGAAGCGUGCUCUGUCUCGUGACACGACUACCAAGUCAGGAGGAGCGAAAGAAAAUUCUUCUUGCAAUGAAAAGUCCUCUGAUCGCGGAGAAAAUCUUACGCAGGAAGACAAGAAAGAAGGUGUCGAGGAGCAACCCUUUGUUGAGCAAACUGGUGCAGCUGCAGAAGAGGUGAAGGACGAAGGAGUCGGCGCAGAGGACGAAGCAAACACAUACGUAAAGUUAAGGGUACAAAAACGAAAAUUCACUACUCUCUUUUUGCGGGUUCUACUCUGUGUCUGGCACUUGAAAAAGAAUUAGCAUAGAUACAUAUCAUAAUAGUACAGGUUUGCCAACGUUUCUCUCAUGGAUGUCUUCAGUGUAUGCCUGGGGCAUGUGCUGUAAUUAGUUACAAACAACGCUCUAACCAAAGUUGACGAGCAGGCGUCAGCAGUGAAAAGGUCAUCUUGUCCUUCUUCAGAUACCACUGCUUCAUCGCCAAAGUCAACCUCUACAGUAGUCGCUGAAUUACGCGCAAGGCGCUCUGGAUGUGGAGUUCCUGAUGUCAAUGGGGAGAACUCGCCCGAUGAGGCUUUUAGCGACGACUCUUUCGAGGUAGUCGGCGAUCCAUUCGGACAUGAAAAUGAUGCGGCGCCGCGAAAAGAUGGCCGUACAGCAACAAGAAAAGGAGACCGACAACAAGAGAGCAACGAUAGAAAUUCCACGCCCUCUGCAACAUUACAAACUUCCGAAAGGCCUCCUUUGCUGCCGGGGUCUAGCAGCCAUGUAUCCAGCAUUUCAGGCGCUGAGUCAGCGUCCUCGGUGGAACUAUCCUCUAACCUGGAUUGCCGCGAAAGGUCACGAUCAACAGAUGUAGUGGAUCCGGCGAAGGAACAGAUUGACGCACUAGAUGGGCAGGACAGUUACUUUGUCGGUGACGACCUGUGCUCAAUACAGGAGAAUCAACAACAAGUAAAAAAUGUUGCUGAAGAGUCAGGAUCAGCGGGCUGUAAAAUAACUACAUCAAGCAGCAGUAGUAGUAGUUCUAGUUGCACUCAACAGGAAGGUCAAAGUGCAAAACCAGAUGCCGAAAUCGAAGAAAGUGACGCGCCGCAAAUUGACGAUGAGGUUUAUCUAUACGAGCAUCUUUGACGCUAUUGAUAAAUUAUUGACAGAUAAACUUUAAGGCAGUAACGAGAAACAAAACGGGUCAAGAGAGUACGUAGGUCAUUGAUAUGAGUAAGUUCACGACCAUAAGGAUUCGUACAAAUACAAUGCCAAUGAUGUAAAUGUAAUUAGCCUCUUGUUCGGAACAACUGCAAAAAAGGUAUCCGACGACGCCGCGGGAGAAAACACUGCUGAUGAUGAUGGUGCUGAAACUCCGACGUCUUCGGAAGGUGGCCAGAUGUAUGACGCGGCAAAGGCAGCGGAAUGCAAAGAGCAAGGAAACAAACAUUUUAAAGCAGGAGAAUUCGACCCGGCUAUUGACUACUAUAGCGAUGCCAUCGCCUUCUGUCCUCCUUCCGAUCGAACGAACAUGGCUAUCUACCACAGCAAUCGCGCAGCUUGCUAUAUGGGAAUAGAGGAGUUGGAGAUGGUAUUAAAAACUAGAACUACUUUUUCAAAUCAUCUUAAACUAAAGAUAAUUUUAUUAGAUUGUCGUGCAAAGUAACUACAACCAAGUGCGAGCAGGAGCAUAAUCAUACUCUUCGUACUUUCUGGCCUUUGAAUUUUGGCGCUUUUACUUCACUUUCAUCAUUUUGUUCUUUUGAUCUUUACCCUUUUGUUUUGAUUAUCGUUCGUUACUCAAAAUCAAGCAAUAUCCCUCUACCAGGCGCUUCAUGAUUGUAGCGAUGCCGUAGAGUAUGACCCGAAGUAUAUUCGAGCGUGGCAACGGCGUUGUUCAAUCCACGAACAGAAGCAAAAAUGUUAGGGCCAAAAGAAAAACUGAGUAGAUUCCUGGAUCAUCGUUAUUCGACUUGCUUACUCAAAUUGUCUUUACGUCUCAUCAUCUUGCUGGUGUUGCAUUAGUAUUUGACUCUUGUUGCUCCUGAAGUUUUUUUAAGCUCUCUUUUGGUACUUCUGGUAGAUUAAGCGGUUUUUAUUUGAAGAAGAAGAAGCGGAAAGAUGAAACGUAAUGAAAAUGCUCUGAUUCUGGAUCCUCAUCUCUAACUGUCGCACGAUGCGCAUGAGGAUAGCAAGAAAGUCCUCGAGCUAGUCGACAAAGCGAAUCACGUCGAAUAUUCGAACGCAGUAAAACGGAACGCUUACCUAAAAACCAAAAUUAUGUUCAGAAUCCUACUUGUUGCUUCUUUAAGUACGUGAUUUAGGAGAGGAUUCUUAUUCUACAUGAAAUCAACUUAGACACAGGACAACUUCAUAAUUUCCUUCACGAUUCUAUCGCUAUCGCAUUCUGCUAAUAUUAAUCGAUAAAACUGCAGCAGCACCAAGACCAGUUCUUGUUAUUCUUAGUCCCAAAGUCGUUCACCCUUUGUUAAAUGAGAAGUAGUCCUAACCCAUCUUCAUUUGUUGCGAGCAGCAUUUCGAAAAAGAAAAGGCUGAAAUGAUGGGAAAGCUGAAGGAUCUGGGCAACACGGUUCUCGGAAAGUUCGGAAUGAGCAUAGACAACUUCCAAGUGCAACAGCAAGAAGGCGGAGGCUACAGUAUCAAUUUCAAAAAAUGAUGAAGUAUAUCCACAACAUGAUCUAGUACGUCCCGAAGAUAUCAUCGACCUCUCUGAUCGGACUAGUACAGCAUCGUUUCUUCCGUAAGACCUCUUUCCUAGGAGGUUAACCCCCGGCAUGAUCGAUGUUACGAAUACAACUAGCUCAUUUUCGGCACUUUCAUCUAUAAGCGGUACAAAUCAACAAUAUGGUACUUGAAGUUGAAGUUGAGUAGAUAAAACAUGUAGAUCUUACGGAUUGAUGAAAAUAUGGACCCACAAUACAACUGUGCCCUCUUAAAAUGAAAGUAAUUUGUGACGGUAGAGAGAGUCUCAAGUCCUUUUAUCCCCUACUGGGUGCACCAUCCCCUCUGCUCGCCCCAGAACGACCAAACAAUUGACGGGCUGCUCGGCCCCACGGAUUAAUCCUUCAAAAACCGUAAUUUCUUCUUCAAAGUUGACACAAAAUGAUAGAUAAUUAUGAACCAAAAAGAAACACAUCCGAGGCACCUCGUCCCUGCAUGCCAUCGUACUUCAUACUGUCAUCUGAUUGAUUUGAUAUUCACAGUCGCAGCUGCUCCACCUUGUAGGAACAUAACUUAGGCGAGCACACCAUUAGACAUUUUUUAUCAUCCUAUGGUAUCUUCUUUGAGGAGUCAACCAUGAACCUAUCCCUUCUUCUAUCGUUCGCUUUGAGGAACCGCUGAAAUGAUGUUCUACUUCUAGUGGUUGCGUAUUUCUGAUCAAGUGAAUGUCAUAUUAUUUACGGUAUGAUGAUGAAGAUCACGUCGUCGUGGCUGCACUGUCCUCUCG
Molecule: messenger RNA, 3889 nt
Organism: Amoebophrya sp. A25
Lineage: Eukaryota; Dinophyceae; Syndiniales; Amoebophryaceae
Source: the annotation of a GenBank genome assembly